Lolium perenne is the source of this 2291-nucleotide messenger RNA. RefSeq lists its product as uncharacterized. The record is from RefSeq and is a predicted model, not a curated record. Lineage: Eukaryota; Viridiplantae; Streptophyta; Magnoliopsida; Poales; Poaceae.
UUAUGGGAGCCGCGGCGGGCCAAAACCAGGGAGCCGACGGCGGCCGGGAAUAGGAGAGCCGCCACGGGAAGCCGCAGGCCUCAAGCUCGCCAGCCUGCCUCAACGUCUGCGGCAGCCGGCCGAUUUUGCGGGAGUCGCGGCCGGCCGAGAACAGGGAGCCGGCGGUGGCCAAGCCGCCACGAGAAGCCGCCGCUCCAUAUGCUUGUCCUUGCCCUCACCUUUCCUGCGUCUCUACGGUGUUGUUAGGCUUGUUGUUAACCAUCUAAGCUGAUUGCAGCUCGUCCUAACCGCGUCCUUGUUCUUCCGAACCAAACAAAAGCUGAAAACUGGACCAUCCAAGAUUCCUAUCCUCGAAGUGUGGAUGAUCCCAUCCCAUCCCUACCAAGCCAUCAACCAAACACAUAGUAAAGUAACCAUGCAUUUUUUCCCCUCUCACUCUAGCUGGCUGGCCGGCUCCUUUCUUCGUCUCCCCACAAAGCAUAAAGCAGCAGCCGGGCGAGCCGGCCACUUUAGAUGUGAGCCAUCAUCCAUCCCUCCCAUUGAUAUCCCAGCACCAUCAUAUCACAGCUCCUCCUCAAGUCACACUCACAUCUGAUCUCCAUCUUUCUGUCACAAAAUCCAAGCUAGGAAAUUAGGAUCUCAGACGGACGAAUCCGAGCUAGGAAAUCAGCUUCUUCCCUCCCUGGCAAUGGUGGAACCAGGCAGAUCAGCAGCCAAGAAAACCACCACCUUUACCAGCACCACGAGGAAGAAGAAGCAAACUGCAACAGCAGCCGCCACCAAGCCGGACAAUGAGAAACUAGCAGACAGCAAGAAGCAGAGCAGCCAUGGCAGCGCAGCAGAGCCUGCUGCUGCGGAGAGCCCUUCCUACAGGCUAGCUCUGAGGAGCCUCUUCUCCUGCAGAAACAGCAACGCCGCGCAUCACCACCGCGGCACCGCCCCACCGCCAGCCGAGGACGCCACCAGCGCUGCCAGAAAUUACAAGAAGAACAACAGGCAGCCGCUCGGAUGCAGCUCCGCCUCCAUCUGCAAGCUCCGGGAUGCCAGCCCCAGGCGGGUCAUGCUGCACCGGCCGGAGCCCGCGCCGGCAGCCGAGCCGUGCAAGCGGCGAGCGUCGGUGAGCGGCGGCGGCGGGAGCGAGAGGCGCGUGAAGAAGCCGUUGCAGCAGCAGCAGCAGCAGCAACAGCAGAGCGAGGCGACGGGCGUUGGCUCCUCCUCGAGGCACUGGGGGUCGACGACGUCGUCGUCCUCGUCCACGACGGGCGGGGGCGGGUCCUCGUUCAGGCUGCGGAGGCUGUCGGGGUGCUACGAGUGCCACAUGGUGGUGGACCCCGUCAGCGGCAGCGGCUCCAUGAGGGCUGCCAUCUUUCCCUGCCCCGACUGCGGCGACGUCUUCGUCAGGGCCGAGAGCCUCAACCUCCACCAGUCCACAAGGCACGCAGUGUCGGAGCUUGGUGGGGAUGACACGAGCCGGAACAUCAUCGAGAUCAUCUUCCAGUCGAGCUGGCUGAAGAAGCAGACCCCCGUGUGCGCCGUCGACCGCAUCCUCAAGGUGCACAACGCCCCCGCCGUCCUCGCCCGCUUCGAGGCCUACCGCGACGCCGUCAAGGCCAAGGCCCUCGCGCUCACCGGCGCCGGCGCGCGGUGCACCGCCGACGGCAACGAGCUGCUCCGCUUCCACUGCGCGCCGCUCGCGUGCUCCCUCGGCGCCAACGGGGCCACCCACCUCUGCGACGCCGCCGCUUGCGUCGCGUGCGGCAUCGUCCGGGACGGCUUCGCCAAGGGGGGCGGGGUGCGGACCAUGGCCACCAGCGGCCGGGCGCACGACGCUGUUGAGGGUGGCGGGGAGCGCAGGGCGAUGCUGGUGUGCCGUGUCAUCGCCGGGCGGGUGAAGCGUGUGGCGCCGUCGCCCUGCCAGGUGACGGAGGAGACGGUGAACACGGCGGUGGAGGAGACGGAGGAUACGUCGGAGGAGUACGACUCGGUGGCGGGGACGGCGGGGGUGUACUCUAGCCUGGACGAGCUGGAGGUGUUCAACCCUAGAGCCAUACUCCCAUGCUUCGUCGUAGUGUACAAGGCGUGAUCACCUCAGCUCAUUAGUUCGUAGCAAGCUUCUUCAGGAGGUUUUUUCUGGUCUUAGUUCAUGUGUUCCUGUCUCACUGAUGAUGUUACAUAUCUAUCUAAUUAAUUGUAGGCUGAAGUAGAAGUAUCCCCGAAUUACCCAUCGAAUGGAGUAGUAGUGGAUGCUUUCCUUGGCAUAAUUAAUAAUUGAUUAUUAACAUUUGAUUUCU